This is a messenger RNA of Verticillium nonalfalfae, 466 nucleotides long. Its product is annotated as H/ACA snoRNP pseudouridylase subunit. The annotation marks the transcript as partial. Gene Ontology annotation, molecular function: box H/ACA snoRNA binding. Gene Ontology annotation, cellular component: box H/ACA snoRNP complex. Gene Ontology annotation, biological process: snoRNA guided rRNA pseudouridine synthesis; ribosome biogenesis. Lineage: Eukaryota; Fungi; Ascomycota; Sordariomycetes; Glomerellales; Plectosphaerellaceae. The transcript is spliced from 4 exons. The record is from RefSeq and is a predicted model, not a curated record.
AUGUCAUUCCGAGGCGGUCGCGGUGCGCCGCGCGGUGGAUUCGGCGGUCGUGGUGGAGGCCGUGGAGGUUUCCAGCAACGCGACAUGGGUCCCCCGGCGCAAGUCCUAGAGAUGGGCAAGUUCCUGCACGCCUGCGAGGGUGAGAUGGUCUGCGAGAGCAUCAACCCCAAGGUGCCCCAGUUCAACGCCCAGAUGUUCCUCGAGAACAAGACCUCCAUUGGCAAGAUCGACGAAGUCCUCGGCCCCAUCAACCAAGUCUACUUCACCAUCAAGCCCUCCGAGGGCAUCCAGGCCACUUCCUUCAAGGAGGGCGACAAGUUCUACAUCGGCUCCGAGAAGCUGCUCCCCAUGGAGCGCUUCCUUCCGAAACCCAAGGCGCCCCCAGGACAAAAGCCCAAGCGCGCCGGCCGCGGCGGUCCCGUGCGCGGCGGUGCCCGCGGCGGCGGACGUGGCGGCUUCGGCGGUC